This is a messenger RNA of Lodderomyces jiufengensis, 1536 nucleotides long. RefSeq lists its product as uncharacterized. Gene Ontology annotation, cellular component: extrinsic component of membrane; cytosol; phagophore assembly site membrane. The transcript has a single exon. NCBI's taxonomy places the organism in Eukaryota, Fungi, Ascomycota, Pichiomycetes, Serinales, Debaryomycetaceae. The record is from RefSeq and is a predicted model, not a curated record. The coding region runs from base 1 to 1536 and encodes 511 amino acids. Gene Ontology annotation, biological process: protein localization to phagophore assembly site; protein lipidation; nucleophagy. Gene Ontology annotation, molecular function: protein binding; phosphatidylinositol-3-phosphate binding; phosphatidylinositol-3,5-bisphosphate binding.
AUGUAUAUAAAUGAUUUAGCAUUUAAUCCAGAUUAUUCAUCAAUAUCAAUAUCUACUACAAAAAAUCAUAAGAUUUUUAAUUGUGAACCAUUUGGAGAAUUAUAUUCAUCAUCUGAAAAUCAACUUAAAAAGACGUUAUCAAAUUCAAUUGAAGAAGAAGAAGAACAACAAGAACUUACAAAUGAUGAUAAACAUAAUUACCCUACUAAAUUAUUGAAGAUGUUAUUUUCCACUAGUUUGACAAUAAUAGUGCCACAGGAUGAAAAUACCAAAGUGUUGAAGAUAUAUAAUUUAAAACAAAAUUUAAAAAUUGUUGAUUUAAAAUUUGAAUCAAAUAUAAUUGACGUCAAAUUGAAUAGGAAAAGGUUAGUGGUUUUUUUACAAAAUGGAGAAAUUCAUAUUUAUGAUUUGAGUUGUAUCAAAUUAAUAAAAAUCUUGAAAUUACAUAUUCCAGAAGAAAAUUCCGAAUUUGUUGGUGAUUUAAGUGUUAAUGAUAAAUCUUGGUUAUGUCUACCUUUAAAUUUAUUAAGCGAAUCAACACUCAUGAAUGAGCCUUUAAAUAAAUACAUUGGUAUAACCCCCAAGAUAAAGGAGACUAACUUAUUGGAAAAUCCCGUGAUAACAAUUGAAGAUUUGAAAAAAGAUGGGGAUGGAUGGUUAUUAGUAUAUGAUACUAUAAAUUUAAAACCAAUAAUAAUAUUCAAAGCUCACGAUUCUUUAAUUGGUAAAAUAUCAAUAUCUCACCAAGGUUUCAAAAUUGCAACUGCAUCAAUUAAAGGUACAAUACUAAGAGUGUUUGACUUGGUUCAAAUUGAUGAUGAGACAAUUAAUUUAGGUAAUGUUAAGAAUUUAAGGAGGGGUCAUAAUUUAACUAAAAUUAAUUCAUUAAGUUUCCAUAAUCAAGAUUUAAUAUUAGGUUGUGGAUCAGAAUCAAAUACUGUACAUUUGUUUAAAUUAAAUAAUAAAAACAAUAAUGAUUUGGAAUUAAAAGAAAAUCAAGAUGAUAGAGAAAUUUAUGAUCAUAGUGAUGAUCAAAGUGAUGGGGAAGCUAAUAGAUCAUCAUCAGAAGAUUUAAAUGAAAGUUUAGCCAAUUUAUUAUUAUCUAAAAAUCAACAAUCUCAACCAACAACUCAAAUAGAAGAAGAUAAACCACAAUUAAUAAAACAAAAAUCAUGGUUUAAAAAAACCAAAAAAAAAUUUAUAAAUAAUCAAUAUACAUCAUCAAUUCUUAAAAAAUUACCUUAUAAAGAUUUAUUUGAAAAUUUAAUAUGGGAACCACCAACAAGAUCAUUUGCUUAUAUAAAAUUACCAGAAUAUAUUCAAGAUUCCAAAAAUAAAGUUGAAAUUGGAUUUUAUAAUGAUUUAAUAUUUAUAGCUUCUUAUCAAACUGGUAAAUUUUAUCAAUAUCAAUUACCAAAACAAAAAAUUAGAAAAAAUAGUAUAAUUAAUAAUGAAAAUAAUGGUUUAAAUGAUGAAAAAGAGAAUCAUCAAAAUAGAGAAGAAUGUUAUAUAAUUAAUCAAUAUGAUAUGAUAUAA